UGUAUGUAUAUUGGUUGAUUGUUCUACCCCUGUUCCCACUCUCCCUACCCCCCGUGUUCUGUGAUUACCGGGACUUCUCAAGUACCGCAUCAGUUCAGACUGAUGUCGACGGAACAGGACACCGGGGCACUGCCACGACGCAGUGCCAGAAUCGCAGUUCGUGCCCGCCCUGCAGUACCUCCAAGACCGAAGAAACUCAGCAGGCGGACGACUCCAGCAGCAUCAAGUAGGGCAUUGACAGUACAAGACGCCACGGGAGAUCAUCCCGCAUACCCAGUCCGAGGAGCCAAUGAGCCAGCGGCUGAUUAUCGUGGGCGGCUACUGGCAUUUUUAGAAGCCGUAGUUGCCGUCGAGGCCCGGAAGGAGACAGCAGAGGCAGAACGUCAGCGGCUAGCCAAUGAAGCGGCAGCCGAAGCUCAGCGAACGACUGAGACUGACGCAGCGACACGAGACAGACGGAAUGCCAGCAGCACGGAGUCCUUGAUUGCUUGUGAGCAUCAGUGGACGACGAUACUCCAAGACAUGAUCUUUGUGCCUACAGAAGCGCAGGCAGACCCGACACCGGCGGAGGCAGAGAGAAGUAACCUGGCUAACUUGCUGCUGGGCAUGAUGAGAGGUAUUAUAUGGAAUAAUACACUGCUGCAGUCACAUCUGCGCACGGAUGCGACACAGCGACAAACAUACAAGAAUGAUAUCACUACGUUAACAACUGCUAUCCGCACAGAGGCAAUACAGCAGCAGCAACAGCAUCAACUGUUGAAUUCCACUAUCACACGCGUCAACAGCAUAGAGGCUAACACCUCAACAGCGCCAGGCUGCACGACAGACGUGACGAAGCAACUCAACGAGCGCAUCGAUCACGUCGUCACCAUCAUCGGCGACAUAAAUGCCGCACUUCGACAUCAGCAAGUUCGCGAUUACAACAAGUCGGACGCCUUGUCAUGGUGGCAACGCUUCCUCACGGAAGCAUCAUGCCGCAUGGUCCCGGCGGACGGCAUGUUGAAGGCACUAUAUCUGCAGCUGAUUGGAGGAGCGCAGGGAUGGAUGAACCACCUAGCGGCUACACACAAGUGCACUAUCGCCGAACUCCACACGCACAUUACGUGGAAGGAGUUCGAGCAGCUAUGGUUCACCCGGUUCAUGGUCCGCAACGUCGUGAAGGCGGCCAUGAAUGAGGUGUACACAUGCUCUCAAGGGAACAUGCCAACUCGAGACUGGACAACGAAGUGGCAAAAGAUAGUGACCACAGCAGGUUUCGACUUGACGUUUCCAAAUCAACGAUCCGAGUUCUUCUCGCGAUCGUGCGCGGGAUUGCGGUCGGCACUCGGUAAUGAGUACGACUAUACCACAUUCCAGGCCAUCCUGGAUCGAGCGAACUUGGUCAUCCAAAUGGACGACAAGGCCGCUAACGAGAGACAAUCCCAGCCGCACUAUGUGGCUAAGCAGACCUAUCAACGUCCGACACAUAACAAUGCCGUGUUUUCUGAAGAAAUCGACGACCACCACGCUGCGACAACAUCCUCGAGUGAUGGAGGAAUUGUCGCAGCGCUCCCGCCGAAGCAUCUGAAGAGAGUUCGCAAGAAUAAGGCGACACAAGGGACAGCGGCGACGGGAGCUGGGCAGCAGCCAUGGAUGGCUUAUAAGAUCACCAAGGAGGUCUAUGACCUACGUCAGAAGUACGCAUACUGCCUUUGGUGCAACAGCGUAGUACACACUACCGCACAAUGCCCAGACAAGGGCAAGGCACGCGUACCCCGUCCAGCCAACUCGGGAAACUGAGUUACGCAAGGAGAGGGGCGACGUCUCCCCUCACUCCGCCGGACCCGGUUGCCUUGCUAGCAAUCGAUGUCA
This is a messenger RNA of Chara braunii, 1851 nucleotides long. Lineage: Eukaryota; Viridiplantae; Streptophyta; Charophyceae; Charales; Characeae. The record is from the annotation of a GenBank genome assembly.